AUGGCCCCCCUGACUUUGGAUAGUCUUCCAAUGGAACUGAUUGAGACUGUUAUCAAUUUUCUGGACUUUCAAGACCUCUGUGCCCUUCGUUUAACUGCACAUGGUAUUUCGGCCAAAUCAUCCAAUGGUCGAUUCCGUCAGAAUUUGAAAUCCAAGAGAUUACACAUCGCACAGGCCCCCUUGGAAGAUUUCGCUCACUUUACUCAACCAGGCCAGGUUGGGUGUGCGCUCCAACAUCUUACUUUAUCCGACUUUGGGGUGGCAAAUGCGUCUGACAAGUGCCUUGAGGCAGCUAAGCUGCUAGUGCAAGGAAUGGAGAACCUGCGCCAAAAUACUUCACAUGGUGGCUUAGUAUCUCUGUCUCUUUCCCUUCACGAGCCAAUAGAUUCAGAGCUGGAAGAGGCAGAGCAUGCCACGGCAAAGUUGUUUGACCUUGUUAUGCUGGCACUCAGCAACAGCAAAUUGUCUGUGCAGAUCGUGGACAUUUUUGCUAAAUGUUUCCCCAUUCGCUGUGCCCUAGCCUGCGGUGAAAUAAUGGCAGUUAUGGAGAAAGCAGACCUGUCUUCCACAUUCAGAGAGUGUAAAGAGCUAUGUUUAAGCUUGUCACACUGGUUACGCGAUCUCGAUGAGCACUACGAGUCUCCGCUAUCCUUUGAUCAAGCUAGGGAUCAUACCCGAUGUAUCUGUGAUUUUGUGAAUAUGUUCCCAGUGCUAGAGGAACUUCACUUGGCGUGGGUAUAUUACGAUCUCGCCUACACGGAUGCCAUACAGGAAGAAGAGCAUUUCUUUAAUCGAAUCGCAAAUUCCUGUCCAUUCCCAUUGCUCAAGAAGUGUACCUUUCAUAACAUUCGCACGACCGAGGCAGCCCUGCUUCAAUUUCUCAAAAACGUUCAAUUGGCCAGUCUAUCGAUGGAAAAUGUGUAUCUGGUCAGUGGAAGGGAUCCCGACUGUGCCGGAAGCUUUGAUGCCUCGUCUUGUGAGCCCAUAUGUAGUCCAUCUAGCUUUCACUGUUCAAAGGGCUUGAGGUCACGCAGUUACCAGGACUGGUUCCACAAUGCAACCGAUGGCAAUAAUACAGAAUCCGAUUCCGGACCAAAACUAUUUCUCGGGAAACGGGCUUUCAAGACUCUUACACUCGCCGAUGUUAGGAAAUACGUCGCAAAUAGCUAUGAACAACCAGAUCCCUAUUUUGGGCAGCCUCUUGAGAUUAUUGAAUUUGAUGACGACGGGGAGUCAACAGAUGCCUCCGGUACACAGCAAGUGAUAUUUGGAAGCGAGCCAUUUCAGAUUGGCACGGACAGCUUAACAGGCUGUACUAUAGUAACCGUCGUCUCGAAGCGAGCGGUUUAUAUGGGACAUUACUGGGAGAACCCAAGCUGGGGUAAUGCGCCUAAAUUUACGAGAAAUGUCCUGAACUUUAUCGCUGGGCGUACGCCGCGAUCGGGAGUCGGUCCAACCUUAGACCCAGCGCUUUUCAAUGCUCAGGAUGAUGAUACACGUAUAUACCUCAUGCAUCCACGCUUGGGACAAAAGGAGCAUACAUCGCCGUAUAAAUCGCCUAGGUACUGGAAAAAGUUCGAAGAGUUGAAGAAUCUGCUCAAUACAGAGCUUCUGCCCGGCGCGGCCACGGCCUCAUGGUUCUACAUUACAGCUGAAACGUCGCGCGAAGUUCCCGCAUACAGGCGGCACGCUAUAUUCCAAUAUGACCCGGUUGCUCAUGGGCGUAAUAAGAAAGGCUGGAGGCUCUUUUAUGAAGAUCAUUACUUUGAUGAUACAAAUCCACCCCCAGGUCCUGAAUCUGCUGAUGGCAUCCCUGACCUAUGA
Messenger RNA from Aspergillus pseudonomiae, 1824 nucleotides. RefSeq lists its product as uncharacterized. Lineage: Eukaryota; Fungi; Ascomycota; Eurotiomycetes; Eurotiales; Aspergillaceae. The transcript is spliced from 3 exons. The coding region runs from base 1 to 1824 and encodes 607 amino acids. The record is from RefSeq and is a predicted model, not a curated record. Gene Ontology annotation, molecular function: protein binding.